CGUGUUCGUUUCAAUGUAGAUUCAUUACAUGGUUUAACUGUUAACAGGUUACAACUUGAAAUUGUUAAAAUUUUUUAAACUUCUCAUUCUGUUUAAUUUUUUGCGAGUUAUUUUCCUGAAAAGCUCACAGUUCAGUGAGUGUUUAACGAUAAAGCGUUCCUUAUCGCAUACAUCCACGUGUCUGUGACUGUCCAUCUGUUGGAUCUUGAAGUGGCAAGUUGGCCGCACUAAAUUUUCGUCCACCAUGAAGUACAUUCUGGUGACGGGCGGUGUGAUCAGCGGCGUAGGGAAGGGCGUCCUGGCCUCCAGCCUGGGCGCCAUCCUCAAGGGCUGCGGCUUCCGCGUCACAGCCAUCAAAAUCGAUCCCUACAUCAACAUCGACGCGGGGACCUUCUCCCCGUACGAACACGGCGAAGUGUUUGUGCUGGAUGACGGCGGGGAAGUGGAUCUGGAUCUGGGGAAUUACGAGCGCUUCAUGGAGGUGGAGCUGGGUAAGGACAACAACAUCACCACGGGGAAGAUCUACAAGGCCGUCAUUAAGAAGGAGCGCAAGGGCGGCUAUCUGGGCGAGACGGUGCAGAUUGUCCCCCACCUGACCAACGCCAUCCAGGAGUGGGUGGAGCGGGUGGCCCGCAUCCCCGUGCCUGAUACGCGGGGGGAGAAGGAGCCUCUCCAGGAACCGCAAAUCUGCGUCGUCGAGCUUGGUGGAACGAUCGGUGACAUCGAAGGUAUGCCGUUCGCGGAAGCCUUUCGUCAGUUUCACAAUCGCAUUGGAAAAGAGAAUUUCUGUGUGGUCCACGUCAGUCUGGUGCCUCAAAUCGGCACCGACGGCGAGCAGAAGACGAAGCCGACGCAGAUGAGCGUGAUGGAGCUGCGGAAACUGGGCUUGGCGCCGGAUCUCAUCUGCUGCCGCUCCAUCAAUCCCCUGGAACAGUCAGUCCGCAAGAAAGUCUCCGGCACCUGUGAUGUCACACCGGAGCAAGUGAUCAGCGUGCACGACUGCAAAUCCCUGUACCACGUCCCCUCGCUGCUGCAGGAGCAGAACGUCAUCCAGAUCCUGUGUGAACGCCUGCAGAUGGACAUUCCCAUCCACCCCAGCAACGGUGUGGCGAAAUGGAACAACCUGGCCAAAACCAUUGAAGAGGCCACGGUGGAAGUGAAGAUCGCCAUGGUGGGCAAGUACACCAAACUCAAGGACUCCUACAUGUCCGUUAAUAAAGCCCUGGAGCAUGCCGCCUUGUUCUGCAAACGCAAACUCGUCAUUAAGUAUAUUGAUGCAACCAAUCUGGAGGAAGAGUCGAAACACUCCAAAGAUCCUGCGAAGCAGGAGCAGUACGCACAGGCUUGGAGUGUGUUGAAAGAGUGCGGGGGUCUGUUGGUGCCGGGCGGAUUCGGUACACGCGGCAUCCAAGGAAAAGUGGACGCCAUCCAGUGGGCGCGCACCAACCGUGUCCCGUUCUUAGGUGUAUGCUUGGGAUACCAGUGCGCGACCAUUGAAUUUGCUCGCCAUGUUCUGCAACUGGAGAACGCCGACUCCACUGAGUUUGACCCCAUCACCAAAGAUCCUGUGGUGAUUGAAAUGCCGGAGCACAAUCCUGGCAAAAUGGGAGGCACUAUGCGUUUGGGGAAGCGGACAACUAUUUUCUGCGAGGAGGAUUCCGUCAUCAAACGCCUGUAUGGUAACGAAACAACCGUGGAGGAACGCCACCGUCACCGCUACGAAGUCAACCCGGCGUACAUUGACCGGUUGGAAGAGCGCGGAAUGCGCUUCGUGGGCAAAGACGACACCGGCAAGCGCAUGGAGAUCAUGGAACUGGAGGGUCACCCGUACUUUGUCGGCGUGCAGUUCCACCCCGAGUACCUCUCCCGCCCCCACAAACCCUCACCGCCCUACGUCGGCCUCCUGCUGGCGGCCAGCGGACAGCUGAAGACCCACCUCCCGGACCUGGAGAAGGCGCAGCGGAAAGUGGUGAACGGGGUCCCGGAGGUGUCUCAACCGAUGGUCAACGGGAAGAAGGAGGUGGAGGCGGUUCCUGUGUGCAACGGGAAGAAGAUGCCCGUGCUGGAGGACGGCGGAGGGGAUGCCGGACGGGUCAAUGGGUUUUGAGGGGCGUUUUGGAGGGAUUGAUUUCGGGGGCUUCCGUUUUGUUGGGUUCUGUUAGUGUUUUUAGUUCAGGUUCGGGUUUGUUGUUGUGGGAGAAUCUGUUGGUUUCCUUUUCGGCCUUAUUGUUAGAACGACAAGGUAGUUGCGUUGCCGCGUUUGAUAGCGUUCGAUCCUCUGGGUUCCGUUACCUAAUUUUACUAUAUAUAUUCGUUGAUUUAAUAUUACAGUAAUAUAAUAUAAUAAAUACAUUA
This is a messenger RNA of Paramacrobiotus metropolitanus, 2355 nucleotides long. Its product is annotated as CTP synthase 2-like. The record is from RefSeq and is a predicted model, not a curated record. NCBI's taxonomy places the organism in Eukaryota, Metazoa, Tardigrada, Eutardigrada, Parachela, Macrobiotidae. Gene Ontology annotation, biological process: pyrimidine nucleobase biosynthetic process; CTP biosynthetic process. Bases 245 to 2107 code for a protein of 620 amino acids. Gene Ontology annotation, cellular component: cytoplasm; cytoophidium. The transcript has 11 exons. Gene Ontology annotation, molecular function: identical protein binding; CTP synthase activity.